Molecule: messenger RNA, 3470 nt
Organism: Rana temporaria (common frog)
Lineage: Eukaryota; Metazoa; Chordata; Amphibia; Anura; Ranidae
Product: neuropeptide Y receptor type 1-like
Exons: 3
Coding region: 1008-2126 (372 amino acids)
Biological process (GO): G protein-coupled receptor signaling pathway
Cellular component (GO): plasma membrane; neuron projection
Molecular function (GO): pancreatic polypeptide receptor activity; neuropeptide binding
Source: RefSeq, a predicted model, not a curated record
UUCCUGUGGGCUACAGAUCCAGUAGUGCCCACCAAUCCCCCUCAGGGGGGAUCAUCUGAGAGCAGGUACAGGUAUAAUGUAGGAGGACAUUGUUGGAGCAUGGUAUAAUGUUAUAUUUGAUGAUGGUGUGAGAGGUGAGCCAUUGAACAGGAAGGUGCUGGAGCCUGAGAUGAACAGAUUGCUCUUUAUGUGUCUCUGUGUAUUUUCUGCAGGAGGCAGUAAGGGCAGACUGGAUGAAUAUGGGAUCAGGAAUAGCUGCGAUUCUGGAGACACAGCAAUGUAUGAAGAGCAGAGCAAUGUGAGCAGCACAGGAGUGGAGGGUGCUGGAUGCGCUCGCUGUUUGCACACCCGGGAACAGCAGAAGGUGUGAGAAGGAUUCGGAAUAAUUUGUUUUCUGUUGCUGGCAGAUUCCAGAUAAAAAAGAAUUUGGUUUCCUAGCAACAGCAGCUGAUUUCCCAUAAUGAGUCUGUCCGUCUGCUGAGAUCUCUUCAUUUCUCCCGCAGAAGCUGCGAGCUUUUUCUCCAGUGAAGCCAAUCUCCGGGGGCUGUUGGGGGUCUGAGCUCACACCGGGGAGAACAGUGCUGGCACUGGCACAUACCUAUUGUUAGGGAGAGCAGCAAGCCAAGGGGAGCACAGGCUGCUAGGUAGUGUAGAAGAGAACUAGUGAUAAGGGGUUAAGAGGAGAGAAUGACACCAUCAGAUAAGGGGGAGAGGUGAAACAUAGGGGGCAGCAGAGAGAUCAGGGGGUGGAGGGGGCAUCUACAAGGGCAGAAGAGUGAGCUAGUUAGUAGGAGUCACCCAGCUGGUGAGCACACAUCACAUCUGAUAGCUCUCUCCUCCCUCCUGAUGCCUGGAUGCCUCUCAUCCUCUUCUCUGGACACCUAAUACCUACCUGAAGACUCUCCUGAAUUGCACAAGUCUCCUGUAAAUCAGCUACACAUACAAUAAUGACUCGUUUCAGAGCUUGGUCCUAAUGGUUUCGUACAUCUUGAGGAACUUCAGUUUAUAUGAAAAUGGAGGAUUAUCUACGACUUCUGUACCUUAAUGUGACUGGACGUCUGGGCCCUAACUGGGAAGGGGACGACCCAUGUGCAGAAUCUGUUGGCAAUGUAACCUUUUUAGUUGUGGCUUACAGUGCUCUCAUAGCUGUGGGACUUAUUGGAAAUUCUUGCCUGGUCUUUGUCAUUGCACGUCAACGGGAGAUGAGGAAUGUCACAAACAUUUUUAUUGCUAAUCUUUCCUGCUCUGAUAUACUUAUGGCUUUGGUGUGUCUACCCGUCACUGUAAUUUACACUCUUAUGAACCGCUGGAUUCUAGGCGAGGCACUCUGCAAAGUUACACCAUUUGUGCAGUGUAUUUCUGUCACAGUCUCUGUGCUGUCACUAGUCCUCAUUGCUUUGGAAAGGCAUCAGCUCAUUAUUCACCCAACUGGUUGGAAGCCCUUGCCAUGGCAUGCUUAUCUUGCUGUUGCUGUAACUUGGGCCAUUUCAUGCUUCAUUUCUUUGCCAUUCCUUUCUUUUAGCAUUCUAACCAAGCAACCAUUCCAGAACCUAUCAUUGCCAUUUGACCCUUUCAUUGACCACUUUGUUUGCACUGACAGUUGGCCUUCUGAGAAUCACCGUCUGGCUUACACCACCUGUCUUCUGCUCUUCCAGUACUGCCUACCCCUACUACUUAUUCUCCUUUGCUACCUCCGUAUCUUUCUGCGACUGCGAAGGAGGAGGGAUGUGGUAGAGCGAGCAGGGGGUGGGGAUUCAGUUGGACGCAGGGGAGGCCACCGCAGAGUAAAUAUCAUGCUUCUUUCUAUUGUAGUAGCCUUUGGCCUUUGUUGGCUUCCCCUCACUGUAUUCAAUGCCCUUUUUGAUUGGGACCAUGAGAGCAUUUCAUCCUGCUACCACAACCUUAUAUUUUCUCUUUGCCACCUGGCAGCCAUGGCAUCCACUUGUGUCAACCCUGUCAUGUAUGGUUUCCUCAACAGUAACUUCCAAAAGGAAGUGAAGACCUUGCUUCUCCGUUGCCGCUGUGCAGGGGGUCGGGAUAAGUAUGAAAGUUUCCCACUCUCCACUGUCAGUACUGAGGUGUCAAAGGCUUCUCUACAAAGUGUAACUAAUGGAAACAAUGUUUAAGGCAAGCUGUCUGGAACCUGGUAUGAGUUUGAUAGACAAAUAGUCGGACAUUCAUCUCUAAUUUCUGAUUUGUAAUUCUGAAGCACAAAGUUGUGCCAAAAUGCUGCUUCCUGGAAAUUCUCUCGUGUUACAUAAAGCUUAAACCAUGCCAAUGACACCAAUUUCUGCUACUUUACUGCACAUGUUUACAUUGAAUAAUAUAAGAAAAAAAUAUAUUUAUAAUACCAAGACGUUUUGACCCUCAUCUAGCAGCAUGCACACUGAUGUUUGUGAGUUGUGUUCUUCUUCAUACCAUUCAGACAUUAUUGAUUGGACAAAAAAAGAAAUCAUCAGCCUUAUCCAAUUGUCACCAAUUGCUUUUCAUCAAAGAGUGUCACUUUUAAGCAGUCACUUUAAAACAAAUCAGGAGUUGAGCAUGUUGCAAAUAUUAUUACCAUGAGAGCUCCUGUUUCUUCCCAAGACAGCCUCACCAAACCUUUCUUACUGCACAUAUACUCCCCGACUUAACAAAUGUGGACAUUUGCUUCUCAAGUUGCACUAAACACAAGAAAAGAUCUGAUUGAUAACUGCAUGAUGUGUAACAGAACUUGAGAAUAAAAGGACUACACUAGUUACCUGCACUUUACAUGUAAUUGUUAAAUGGGAAUAUAGGUAUUCUUGACCCGUGAGAAACCUGAGUGGCCAUUUUCAUCUGGAUAUACUGCAAGCAUGGACCUGCUCUGAAGAUCUUCUGGCAGAUGGCAGCAGCUGACUUACCCACAAGUUCUGACAUUUGAUGUUUACAUGUAUACAACGAUAUGUUUGUAGAACUUUUAUAUAUUUCCCAUCCUGCAUAGAAUGUAUGGGCUCAUUGGGCUGGCCUCCAGAUGUAUUUUAAGUGUUAAACUGGUUACAGAGAAGCUCUUCGGCAUCAGCACAACGUAUUUAUAUGGUUGGCACCACGUGGAAUUAGCAGUUAUUUUUAACAAGCUGAACGGCUAUAUUCCCAAGCCAAUGCAGUAUUGAUUAAUGACUGGCAUAGCUACAACCAUUCGUUGCCACCCUGGCAGUAUUUUUAUAUCUGGAUUGCAGUUGAAUUUGUUAUCUUCAUUGAAUAUGAAACAAGAAGCUAAUUCAGGGUAACAUGGUCUAAAAUGAGCGAAAACUGGAAAAUGUUUAUAUUAUUAUCCUAUGACAUAUCUGUAAAAUGGUUUGUGCCGUACAAUUUUAACGGCUUACAGACACUGGAAAGCAUUUAAAGUCACUGAUGAAAAAAUGCAUGGUAAAGGACUACAUUUAAGUGGAACUAUAGGCAAAACUUUUUUUUUCUUUUUCAUUUUGGAUAAAGAAAGAGAAGGUUAUAAC